This is a messenger RNA of Drosophila arizonae, 1367 nucleotides long. It is a transcript of the gene bard, whose product is annotated as protein bard. Lineage: Eukaryota; Metazoa; Arthropoda; Insecta; Diptera; Drosophilidae. The record is from RefSeq and is a predicted model, not a curated record.
UUCAACUGCUCGAAUCAUGCUGCAAAACAAAAAGUUCUACAAGCACGCCUUGGAGGCACAGCGUGUGCCCCUGCCGGAGCCACUGGCUCCAAACUAUAUUGACAACCUGCACGAGAUCUUCUUCGAGCAGAUCUUCGAGCGCAUCGACUACAUCAGCGACCAGGUGCGAAUGGCACGUGCGUACCCGCAGUUCCUGCCGCAGGUCCUGCGCAUCUGGCAGAAGCGUUGGCACUUUCGCAUCGUGGGACCCAAUACCCCGUUCUUGGGCCUGCUGGACAUCGAGGACUACGUGUUCUUCAUGGAGAACAUGGCCUCGCGUUUCACCGAGCUGCACGUGCACGAGGACGGAGUGGGCUCCUUUGCCGAGUUCUACGACUACAUCAGACACCUGUGCGACAUCAACAUCCUGCGGUUUCCCAACGUGGAGAGCUGCGUGCUGGGGGGCAAUCCCAACACCAUGGUGGACGAGGACAUACGCGACCUGACUGCGAUGCUGCCCAACCUGAAACGCCUGACCAGCUGCAUGAAUCUGUCGGGCUUGUAUAUACGGGGCUUCAGGAAGCUGGAGCAGCUGGUGUUCAAGUCCAUGUACCACUCGGUGCCGCUGGACAGCCGGUGGAUACAGGAAAUCUGCUUGAGCAUGACCCAGUUGAGGGUCCUGGACAUCACCGACUCCUUCGACAGCUGUGUGCGACUGCACGACAUCAAGCUGCCCAACCUGGAGGUGCUCAAGAUCAACCUGAGCACCGUGGAGUGCAUGCUCUCCCAGGUGCUGCAGCUGCCCAAGCUGCGCAAGCUGGCCGUGCGCUUCGACGACUCACGCCAGCUGCACGCCGACCAGGAGACCAUAUUCCAGCAGAUCAUUGUGGCCAAAAGCGAGUCAAUCACGCGCAUCGCCCUCAACAACGAGGUGGUGCAGCUGCCCGCCCGCUGGCAGCACAGCCUCCUGCUGGAGCUGCCCAAGCUGCGCGCCCUCGUCUGCGAGAACUGGUACCACGACGUCUUCUUUCUGGACAACCGGCACAUACCCUGCUCCCAGAUGAAGGUGCUCAGCUUCAGCGGCUGGGAGACGGUGCGAGAGAAUCAGCUGCUCGAGCUGGUUGCCGAGUGCACGCAGCUCACCCAGCUGGCCCUCAACGGUUACCACAGCAACAGCGACAAGCUGCAGAAGCUGGAGCAAAUCCGCAGCAUGGAGCGCAACGCCAAGCCCCUCCAGGUGUUCAGCGAGGUGAUGUGGACGCAAAUGCACCCCAAUGAGUACCACUACUGGCGGUGCAACAAGCACGUGCAGGUGACCUGCGACGGCAGCGACUACGAGUACCAGGAGGACGGCUUCGAGUUCGACUUUGUCUAGAGUCCGUCGGAAG